AUCAAAUACAUGUACAUGUAUAUAAGAGCUAUAAUGACAAAAUCGAUAGCAUUCUUCGGCUCUAGUAAAUUGCGCUAGUGGGUUUUACAGAAAUAGCAGCUCUACAGAAUGCGAUCAACAAUUGCCAUAUAUCUGUGUCUCCUAUUCCUAGCCUACCAGCUGGAUGUGCAAACUGUUCAAGGAUAUACCUUGAUGACGCAUCUCGCACAGCAAGCAAAUUCCCUGCAAUAUGGGUUGAAUUUGGCAAACAGAUACAACCACAGAUACGGUGGUAGUAAAACUCGGGUAGCCUUCUCUGCGAGAGCAAAUAGCAAUCAAAAACUCAGCAGCGGAAAUAUGAUAACAUUUGCUUAUCAUAAUACCAACCAGGGGUCGGCACUGAGAGGCGGGAGGUACUUCAGUGCCCCACAUUCCGGUCUGUAUGUCUUCACCUGGUCAAUCCGUACAUACUCCUCCAAAGUUGCGUACACCAGUAUUAGGGUGAAUGGAAGCAUCAAGCAGAAGAGUUUGUGUUACAGUGGUACGUCCUCUUACUACGAUACCUGCUCCAAUACCGUGGUUCUCUACGUUAACAAAGGCUCCACCGUGGGCAUAUAUUGCGAUGCUUCUUAUGCAUACAUCGCAUCACCGUACUCAAGCUUCUCUGGAUGGGAGUUGUAAUGUCAUUGUGUUACAAAAAAAAAUAAUAAAACCUUUUUGUCAUUAAU
Molecule: messenger RNA, 707 nt
Organism: Ostrea edulis (European flat oyster)
Lineage: Eukaryota; Metazoa; Mollusca; Bivalvia; Ostreida; Ostreidae
Exons: 3
Coding region: 109-660 (183 amino acids)
Molecular function (GO): protein binding
Source: RefSeq, a predicted model, not a curated record